AUGAAUUAAAGCAAUACUUUUUUUGAGAAAUAGUCUCGAUCUCAGAUGUAAACUAACGAUGUAAACUUAUGGUUAAAAAGAAGGUAAUAAUCAAAUUAUUUAUUCUAGGUAUUUUAGUAAGGUUAAAAAAUAAUAUCUCUUGUAUCCUGAUUAGAUGAAAUAAGAAUAAGAAAUUAAGAAAAUAUUUCAAAAUUUCGAUAGAGACAAGUCAAGUAUUAUGAUUAUUAUAUGAAAUAGAAAAUAUUGAUAUUGGUGAAAUGUACGAAAUGUUUUAAAAAUUUGGAUUUGGUGUGACAGAGAAAUAACUAAAAGAUUUUUUUUCAGUGAUUGAUAAAGAUAAGGAUAGUAUAAUUUAAUUGAUAAAUUAGAUGCAUUAAAUUUGGAUGAAUUUAAAAAUUCUGUGAUAGAUGCAGAUGCAUCAAAAAGUAUGAAUAUAAACAUCAAAUCUAAUAGUUUUUUAUAAAAUAAUAAAAGAAGUAAGAACAAAUUCAAAAUUUGAAUCUUCUUGUAAUAGUGGAUAUAUACCAUUUUAAUUUAAUGAAAUGAUAAGCUAUUUAAAUUAUUUAAUUAGUAGAAAUGAAUUAUAAGAAUCGAUUAAGGUAGUAAAAUUCAUAUUGAUAGCAAAAUUCAUUAACAACUUAUGAUAAAUUUUAAUAAUACUUACAAUUGAUUUAAUUGAGUUAGAACUAAAAUUAAAUUUAGAAUAAUUAAAAGCAUUCAAAUCCUAUAAAUGAAAAUAUGCGAGAAUAAGAUUCAGAAGAAUUAGAAUUUACAAAACUUUAUAAAAAUAAAUUUAGUUGUUCUAAAAAUUCAUGUAAUAUUAAUGAUAGUAAUGAUAGUUUAUAAUUCUAAUGAUUUGCCAUUAUUAUUGAAAUUGAAAUAUAGUAAAAAAUAAAAUUAGUAAAAAGAUCAUAAUAUAAGAACUAGCCUUGAUUCUUAACAGACUUAAUAUCCUAACUAAUUUAAUUUACAAAUCAAUGCAAAAUCAGAAAGAUAAAUUCAUCAAAAUUUUCAUAAUAAUCACAUUGUAAUAUUAAAUAAUUCAUCAUAAAAUAAAGCAUUAAAAAAAGAUAAAUAUAGCAAAUCUUAAAAUUUUGAAUCUAAUGCAAAAUAAACUCCUUAUUUGUAACUAAACUUAAAAAAAAUCAAUUCAAGUUAUAGAGAAUAACUUAAAACAGAAAUUAGUAAUAAAUAAAAUAUUAUUAAUAAUACUGAUCAUCUUCCAAUAUCUUUGGUUGGAGAAUUGUAAAAAUUUUUGAUUUUGUCUGGAAAUCAUAAAAGAAGACCUACAAAUCUGAUCAAAACAUAACCAAAUAAAUAAUUUGAUAUUAAUUAAAAGAAAUUGACAUCAAUCCUAAAAACUUCAACAGAUGUACAUCAACUAAUAAAUAUUUAGUUAAAUCCUCAUUCUCCAAGUAAUAGUAAAUUAUGUACACCUAGUUUUUUGAGAGAUGAGAAAUGCUCUACUUACAGAAAAAUUAUCAAUAAGCCUAAUUUCUAAACCUAUUCUUAGUAUAACACUUCAAUUUAACCAUCAGAGAAACCAUUAAAUAUUACUUUAAAGGGAAAAUCUUUGUAGAUAAAGUGA
Molecule: messenger RNA, 1588 nt
Organism: Paramecium sonneborni
Lineage: Eukaryota; Ciliophora; Oligohymenophorea; Peniculida; Parameciidae
Source: the annotation of a GenBank genome assembly